Messenger RNA from Somion occarium, 892 nucleotides. Lineage: Eukaryota; Fungi; Basidiomycota; Agaricomycetes; Polyporales; Cerrenaceae. The record is from the annotation of a GenBank genome assembly.
ACCACGACAACUGGAUAAGUCUCCAAGCGACAAAGACCGCACCUUCUGACUCAUAUCCAGUAUGUUUCCGACACUUGAUCUCCGAAGAUCAACUUGGUUCGAGUCAAAAGCAUCAUAGGAAAGUGGUCUCUGGUUCCUGCAAUACAUUACGAUCAGCAUUCCAAACGUCAAGAGAUGGCAGACAAAAGAUUGGUCUUCGUAACUGGUAACCCCAUGAAGCUGCAGGAGGUCCGGGCUAUACUCUCUCAAUCGGGUGUCGAGAUCGAUUCGCAGAAUUUGGACAUUCCGGAGCUUCAAGGAACUACGCAGGAGAUCGCUAUUGACAAAUGUCGUCGUGCAGCCGAGAUCCUGCAGGGACCUUGCAUCACCGAGGACACUGCUCUUUGCUAUGAAGCUCUGAACGGACUUCCGGGACCUUACAUCAAGUACUUCUUGAAAGAAUGCGGACUAGAAGGCCUAAACAAGCUCUUAGCCGGCUUCGAGAAUAAGAACGCCUAUGCACUCUGCACAUUCGCAUACAGCGCAGGACCAGGGACAGAACCUAUUCUCUUUGAGGGUCGUACGUAUGGGAAGAUUGUCCCUCCAAGGGGUGCGGGAAAAUUUGGAUGGAACCCCGUCUUUGAAGCAGAUGGUACAGGAAAGACGUUCGCCGAAAUGACCGAGGACGAGAAGAACGCCAUCUCGCAUCGUUUCCGUGCGCUCGAAAAGCUCAAAGUUCACUUGCAAUCUUUGAAGUCAUGAAACCUCCACAAACGCAACCAUGAGGGAAGGUGUUACGAUGCAUAUACCCUGCGCAUAGAGUUCAGGUCUAAGUUUAAAGAAUACAGACCUGAUGUAUCUAGAUCUGUCUACGGUUUGGCUUCUGGUAUUCCGGUAUUCGUGUUCAGUUGUC